GAACAACAAAGGUGUGCUCAUUGUGUUUCAAAGACUUGGAAUUUCCGAAGAAAGGUGAUCGUGUGAAGAUGAAGUAUCGAUACUUUACUUGCCGUGGAUGUGAACCAUUGCCAGAAGGAAAUAAACCACAUGGUCCCAUCGACUCACGAAAGAGUAAUCAUCUUUUGACGAAACAACGAAAACAUCGACCUCGUCCUGGACCACGUAUGGCAUCAAAAUUCCGACGCUACGAAGAAAAACGGACAAUUGGUCGUACUAUCACAUGGAAUCGUGAUACAAACGCCGGUCGCAAUAUACUCUACAAAGGACGGUGUGCUGUAAUGAAUGAAGAACUACACCCCGUAUUUCAAAGACCUACCAUUCAGAAUCAACAACCAAUACAAGGAAUAUCGCGUUCUAUCCAAGAUCAAGCACGAAACUCUCGGCCGUAAGCCCUGGGUAUUGUGCGGGAUGUCAUCGUGGUCUUAUUAUAGCUACUUUUAAGUAAUUGUUCUUGAUACAUAUGUUCGAUUGGUGUAUAAUAAAAAUUGUCCAAGUAUAAAUUCAAA
Contarinia nasturtii (swede midge) is the source of this 548-nucleotide messenger RNA. RefSeq lists its product as uncharacterized. The transcript has 4 exons. The coding region runs from base 69 to 431 and encodes 120 amino acids. The record is from RefSeq and is a predicted model, not a curated record. Lineage: Eukaryota; Metazoa; Arthropoda; Insecta; Diptera; Cecidomyiidae.